AUGGUGAUGCUCCAUUCUAAAAACGUUAAAGCGUUUCUGGAAAAUACUCUGAAACCGUAUGAUCUUCAUUCCGUAGACUUUAAGACAUCAUCUUUGCAAUCAUCUAUGAUUAUAACCGCCACUAAUGGAGGUAUACUGUCCUAUGCGACGUCAAACAAUGAUGUGCCGAAAAAUUCCAUAAACGAAAUAAACUCAGUCAAUAAUUUGAAAAUGAUGAGUUUACUGAUUAAGGAUAAGUGGUCAGAAGACGAAAAUGAUAGUGUAGAGCAGUCCUCCGAUAGCUGUUACCCUGUGGAGAUCGAUUCUUUUAAAACAAAGAUAUAUACUUAUGAAAUGGAGGAUUUGCAUGCCUGUGUCGCACAGAUACCCAACAGCGACCUUCUGUUACUAUUCAUUGCGGAGGGUACAUUCCCUUACGGGUUACUGGUAAUUAAAAUUGAAAGGGCCAUGAGAGAGUUAACCGAUUUGUUUGGUUAUAGGCUAGGUUAG
Molecule: messenger RNA, 489 nt
Organism: Saccharomyces paradoxus
Lineage: Eukaryota; Fungi; Ascomycota; Saccharomycetes; Saccharomycetales; Saccharomycetaceae
Gene: SLM4
Product: Slm4p
Exons: 1
Coding region: 1-489 (162 amino acids)
Biological process (GO): signal transduction
Cellular component (GO): Ragulator complex
Source: RefSeq, a predicted model, not a curated record